Oxyura jamaicensis (ruddy duck) is the source of this 3658-nucleotide messenger RNA. RefSeq names its product D(1) dopamine receptor-like. Lineage: Eukaryota; Metazoa; Chordata; Aves; Anseriformes; Anatidae. Gene Ontology annotation, cellular component: membrane. Gene Ontology annotation, biological process: adenylate cyclase-activating adrenergic receptor signaling pathway. The transcript has a single exon. Gene Ontology annotation, molecular function: G protein-coupled receptor activity. The record is from RefSeq and is a predicted model, not a curated record. The coding region runs from base 670 to 2007 and encodes 445 amino acids.
ACGUUUAUUUUACCCCUAAUUCCCAAGCAACUUAGCCUGCCUGCUGGGGGCUCCUAAUGCCAUGUUCUCAGCUUGACCGGGUGAGCAGGGGACCCGCUGUGUGGGCAGAGCCAGAUCUCACCUGCGUGGAAUCCAGAGGCAAUCAGCAGGAGAGGGAAGAGCAGAGAGCAGAGCAGCCUGUUUUCAAGCAGAGAACAUCCGUCCGCAAGAGCAGCGAGAGCCCAACUCCCUCUUGUGUCUGGCAGCAAGUCCCAGCCUGGCCAAUACAAAAGGGGUUGACUGGGAUUCUGUAGCAGGCAACAUCAUCAACAGAUGAAGAGCUUCUGAGAGAGGAGAGGGAGAAGGGCUCUGCAGCAAAGCCCUCCCAGCGUGCUCAAACACCAGAGGUGAGUGCCAGCUCUUCGUGAACGGCGGGCUGCGAAGGAAGAAAAGUGGGGUGGGAGGCAAGAUUAAAAACUAAAUGCCGCGCUGUCAGCAGGAGACUGGGAAAAGAGUGAGAGCUUCAAGUGUUUUUCCUUGUGCUGGGUCAUCUGGCCGGGAGUGACAGCCAGGAGGAUUGCAGCUGGUGCUCCUGAGAUGUCAGCAGAGCAGGAGAAACGGCAUUUGGGAUGCUGAUGAGGACUUGACCAGCUGUGAAAUCCCUCAAAGGACUGGAACAACAGGAAACCCAUGGAUGGUUUUUAUUCCUCCACGGAAAGGCAGGCUGUGAUCAACGACACCAGGAGCAGGAAGAGCUGGGCGGAGGAAAGCAACUCCACGUUGUCCUUCCGUGGGAUGACAGCUGCCUUACUUUUCCUUCUCAUCCUCUCCACGCUCCUGGGCAACACCCUGGUGUGCGUGGCCGUCAUCAGGUUCAGACACUUGCGCUCUAAGGUCACCAACUUCUUUGUUAUCUCCUUGGCGGUGUCUGACCUCUUCGUGGCUGUCCUGGUGAUGCCUUGGAAGGCCGCCACCGAGGUGGCGGGGUUCUGGCCCUUUGGGGCUUUCUGUGAUGUUUGGGUGGCUUUCGAUAUCAUGUGCUCCACAGCCUCCAUCCUCCAUUUGUGCAUCAUCAGCGUGGACCGCUACUGGGCCAUCUCCAGCCCCUUCCGUUACGAGAGGAGAAUGACGCAGCGCGUGGCUUUCAUCAUGAUCGCGGUGGCUUGGCUGCUCUCCCUCUUGAUUUCCUUCAUCCCUGUGCAGCUGAAGUGGCACAAGGGCCGUGAGCUCCUCAGGCAGCAGGAGCCGGGUGUGAACAUCACAGGGGAGGAGGAGAACUGUGAUUCCAGCCUCAGCAGGACUUACGCCAUCUCGUCGUCUCUCGUUAGCUUCUACAUCCCCGUUGCCAUCAUGAUUGUGACGUACACCCGCAUCUUCCGCAUCGCCCGGCGGCAGAUCCGCAGGAUCUCCUCCCUGGAGAGAGCGGUGGAACAUGCCCAAAGCUGCCACAGCAGCGACUGCCCUCAUGAAGCCUCCCUGAAGAACUCCUUCAAGAAGGAGACCAAGGUCCUCAAGACCCUCUCCAUCAUCAUGGGUGUCUUUGUCUUCUGCUGGCUGCCUUUUUUUGUGCUCAACUGCGUGGUGCCCUUUUGUGAUCUCGACCUCCACAAGCCAGGAGAGCUGCCUUGCGUCAGCGAGACCGUCUUCAGCAUCUUUGUCUGGUUUGGCUGGGCCAACUCUUCCCUCAAUCCCAUCAUCUACGCCUUCAACGCAGACUUUCGGAGAGCCUUCGCGACCAUCUUGGGCUGUGCCUACCUCUGCCCCAGCAACGCGGUGGAGGCGGUGAACUUCAGCAACGAGCUGGUCUCCUACCACCACGACACCACCUACCAGAAGGAAGCGGCGACCCUUAGCUACCCCCAGCUUCUCCCCCACGUUGCUCCGCAGGUGGAAAGCAACGAGGUGUCCUGUGACAAGGUUUCUCAGCUCUCCUCUCACAGCCCCUUGCCUGCGGUGAUACACGUGGAGUAUGAAGUGGCCGUCCCGCUGGAGAAGAUUACACCUUUCACCAGCAAUGCAAUGGACUGAGACAGGGCUGGGAGCAGGGUGGUGCAAUGGUCUCAGGUGGAACAAGGUCUCAGAUGGAACAGCCAUUGCCUAUUUUAUGAGGAAUUUGAGGAUAACAUGGAUAUUGGGCAGGAGUUUGCAUUAAAAAGUGUUGAAUAGCCAGAGUGAUUUUCCAGAUGGCUCAAGGGGUUCAUAUAUAUAUGUAUUUUUUUUUGUAACUUUCAGUUUCAGAUCCAGCCCAGGUGGCCAGUAGAAAUCUGUGUGGCUGCUCUCUGCAGCUGACCCCCGGGAAAAUGCUUUCUGCAAAAGACAAAAAUGCAAGGCCUUGAAUUCCACUUUCAUUGUGACUUCAGCUGACAAAGCAAAGUGGCGUGGUCCACUGAGCCUCUCCUACUCAGUCCACAAAAUAAAAUCGCAGCUGUGCUUGUGGGGAGAGGGGCUGUGUCCAACAAGCCAUCAGCCUGAGGCUGCUCCAUGGGCACAAGCUAAAUUCAACACUGUAGUGCUGCCUUGUGCUUGGUGGAACGGUGCUGAGCUGCCUAGAUGGGAAAAAACACUUUUCAGGGGGGCUGCGCAGGAAGGUGGCAGUGGCCUUGCGGGGAUAAGUUUGUCUGGGAGAUGAUGAGGCUCACCUCUGAGUGCCUCUCUGUUGUUCAGGUUAUCCUGCAGGCCAGACGAGCGAGCAGCCACCUUUCCUGGAGCCCUGGGGCUGUGCUUGGCAGCAGCUUGUUUGGAGCAUACUGCAGGGCAUUUGCUCAUUAGCAGAGGAUUCUGCCUGCUAAAGGUCUGCUCUGGCCCCUGAAGCAGGGCCAGCCUCUCUAUGCUGGGACAUGCCCAGCUGAGGGCAGUCUGGGAUGAACAAGGAGCAUGUCUUAGCCCCAGGACACUGGACCAUUUGCUGGGGGCCUUUGGUAACGAGCGUGUCUGAGCCCUUCAGCCUCAAGGGGACAAUUUUGGAGCAAGAACACCGCAGAUUUGGUUUCAGUGCCUGCGCCACAUCUUCCACCAGUCAUGCCCCCCUCCUUCUCACGGUCUGCUUCCUCCCCUUUACUUUGUUCUCCCUCUAAUUCCCUUCCUCCCCCAUUUCAUGAAGGAUCCUUCCUGCCCUGCCUCUCUUGCUGUCUCAUUUCAAUAAUAAUGGCUUCUUCAGAAGCACUCCUUGCUCACCUGUACUCUUUAAUUAGCCUCUCCUGCGCACAUUGGAGCUUGUGUCUGGCUUGCUCGGGGUAGAAAUGGCAAGCGAACAGCCCCAGCAUUUCGCUGUCGACUGUGACACGAGUGACUUCGGGAACGUGUUUUGAUCGGUGCUCGCUUAAACACUGCGGCAGCGAGCAGCACAUCCGCGUCGCCUCGAAUCCGAGACAUCUUUAGCUCUCUGGCACAGCAGAAGAGCCUCCCCCCCGCUCCCAGCAAACAUUAACAAAGAGAAAAAUCAGCAAGUGAUAAUUAUAGAGUAACGGUAAUUAUUCAAUAGAGCCCAAUUAUAGUCAAGUUUCAGCAUAAUCGGCGUGGGAGGGGAGCAGAGCUUGCCGUACUUCCAAGGUCGAUGCUUGGAUUUCUCUGUGGAAGUGCUGAUAAGCCUCAGCUUCAUUUACAGCCGGUUCCCCGCACGGCAGCGAAGGUGGUUGUUAAACCUGAGACAGUCUCGGGGCUUUUCAGCUCCGACAGGCCA